UUUGUUGUUUGUUUUUAAGCUUGUUCUUAGUUUCUAUGUUUGUUUCUAAGCUUGUUCUUAAGUUUACGUUUAAGUUUGUUGUUUUUAAGUUUUCAAGUUUGUGCUUAAGUUCUUGUUUUAAGUUUUGUUUCAUCUUGAUUUUCAAGUUUCAACUUUAUAUUCCAACCUUAUUUUCAAGUUUUACGUUUGUCAAUGUUUAAGUUUUAUUUGAACAUUAUUAAUUGUUUAGAGUUUAAGCUUAAAUGUUUGUUUCCUUUCAAGUUCCUCUCCAAGUUUAUUGUUAAAUGUUUUAAUGGCUUAAGUUUAAUGGUUGAAAUAAUUUUAUUUGCAACAUUAAAAGCUUCUUUAUUACUUUUAUUUAUAUUAAGUAAAAAUAAAGUUUCCGCCGAUUUUCUAAAAUUUCUACAAUUUCCUUUGUUUUAUUUUUAUUAUUAUACUACUCUUUCAUCAAUUCCCAAUUUCCGUCCCAAUCAACUCCCGGCCAUUACGCCUCUUAUUGCGCAUGAUUUGCUUGAACAAGAGCAAUAGUAGAAAGCAGGUUGUGUUGUUGCUUCACAUUGAGAGCGAGUCUGUCGGCUGCUUUACUUUGCUGUGUUAUUCUUUUUGGUUUUCCCCUUUCUUUUUUCUUUACAGUCGGCUGGAUGGAUAGUCGUCUCCCUUUCGUUUUUUUUCUUCUUUUCCAUCCGCUCUCGAAUGAACACGCCGGCUCUUCUCUUUUUUCUACUUGUAAUAAAAUGGAAGGGACAAAAGGAACAACAAUUGGCGCAAGUUUGGCUCUAGAGGAGGUGUUGAGCACACGGAAAAUGCGCGAUGUGAGAUUGGGGGUUGAUUGAAGGAUGGAAGUACGGGGUAAAUGGGG
Molecule: messenger RNA, 859 nt
Organism: Meloidogyne enterolobii
Lineage: Eukaryota; Metazoa; Nematoda; Chromadorea; Rhabditida; Meloidogynidae
Source: the annotation of a GenBank genome assembly